AUGGAACGGCGCCUGGUCCAGGGCGGAGCAGCCGGGCGAGGCCGCGUCCGGGUGUCAUUCCUGCAGAGCAUCCGGGAGACGCUGGCCAUGUACUCCGAGCUGGGCAAGAUCAAGCUCGGCUCAAUGGUGGUCAUCACUACCAUGGCGGGCUAUUACAUGGCCCCGUUCUCGUCCUUCGAUCUCAAGCGGUUUGCGCUGACAUCACUGGGCACCGGCCUGGCGGUGAUAUCCGCCAACACCUUCAAUCACAUCAUCGAGGCCAAGCUAGACCUGAGGAUGGUCCGCACCUCGACUCGCCCCUUGCCCUCAGGGCGAAUGAGCAGCACGCAUGCGACGAUGUUCGGCGUGAUCACUGGUAUCGUCGGUCCCGCACUGCUCAUGGCGCGCGUCGACAACACCGCCGCUGCACUCGCGCUAGCCAACAUCGUGCUCUACGCCGGCGUCUACACGCCCCUCAAACAGAUGCACCCCAUCAACACCUGGGUGGGAUCUGUGGUGGGCGCCAUUCCACCGAUGAUCGGCUGGGUGGCGGUCACGAAGGGAAAGCUCGACCUGGGCGCGUGGGCACUUGGAGGGCUCCUGUUCCUGUGGCAAAUCCCCCACUUCCUUUCGCUCUCGUUUCCGCUGAAGGAGGACUACGCCCGAGCAGGCUACAAGAUGCUCUCCGUCACCAACGUCGAUGCGGUGAUGAGCCUCUCCUACGUCUUCUCGGCCAUGCUGCUUCCUCUGGGCUUUGUCUCCAGCUAUGCUGGCAUGACGAGCUGGGUCUACGCCAUCGACUCCACACUCUGCAACGGGUAUCUGCUGUGGAUGGCGCACAAGUUCUACACGCGGAGAGACACCACGUCGGCCCGAAAGCUGUUCUUCGCCUCCCUCAUCUAUCUCCCCCUCCAGAUGUCCCUCAUGAUGCUCCACAAGAGCAACCACCCCGUGUCCGCGGCUGCAGUGGCCACGCCCUCCCUCUCCUUGUGA
Messenger RNA from Acanthamoeba castellanii str. Neff, 972 nucleotides. Its product is annotated as protoheme IX farnesyltransferase. The record is from RefSeq and is a predicted model, not a curated record. The transcript has 8 exons. NCBI's taxonomy places the organism in Eukaryota, Discosea, Longamoebia, Acanthamoebidae. Gene Ontology annotation, biological process: heme biosynthetic process. The coding region runs from base 1 to 972 and encodes 323 amino acids. Gene Ontology annotation, cellular component: membrane; mitochondrion. Gene Ontology annotation, molecular function: protoheme IX farnesyltransferase activity.